Messenger RNA from Crotalus tigris (Tiger rattlesnake), 2760 nucleotides. RefSeq names its product phospholipase A2 inhibitor and Ly6/PLAUR domain-containing protein-like. Lineage: Eukaryota; Metazoa; Chordata; Lepidosauria; Squamata; Viperidae. The record is from RefSeq and is a predicted model, not a curated record. The transcript is spliced from 5 exons. The coding region runs from base 716 to 1393 and encodes 225 amino acids.
GUGCUCUUGGCUCUUCCAGGUGCACUGCAGGAUUUUUUGUUUCUCUCUCCCAUUUCUGAUUACUCCGGUUUGCGAGCAAACUCUUGGAAACAGUCCUUUGAAGCUGAAGUGGCUUGAUUGGCAACGAUGAGGGAUGUUAAAUGUUUGGCUUUGGAAGCGGGUCCUCACUUCCUGCAAGUUCUUCAGGCUUUCAGAGAAACCAGUCAGGCUGGCUUUGUCUGAGCAGGUGGCAACCUUAAUUGAGAAAGCUUGUCCAGUAUUUGGAUGCAGGUUUACAGAAGAAGGAAGGGAAUAAAAAAUGGCUGAGGGGGGUGGUUUUUCUGAAUCAAGCUACGUGGAAGAGAGUUGAGCUACUGUUUGCUAGAAAUCUUUUGAAGAGGCUUACAUGAGGACAUCAUCCUGUCUUAUAGUAGUUGUGAGGGAACCAAGUGACAUCUUCUUCCUGGUACUCUGGAGAAGGAAGAACUGGAUCUAUGAAACAAGAAACAGAUAAACCAUCAUGAAAUUGGCACCUUCUUCCUUCAUGGACUUUUCUGCUCUUCUACCCCAAGAGCCUAGGGACAUCACCAGUUGCAGACAACAAGUUAUGCUAAGCUCUUCUUGUUAGCUGGGGUCAUGAGGAUCUCAGUAGAAGCAAUAGCUUUCUGUCCUAAUGUGGGGAAAAAUUAUUUGCUUUAAGGACGAGAGAGCCACGAUCUGAAAGAAGAGACAGGCCAUGCUUUCUGGGAUGGCAAUGGCAAAUUGGUCUUUCUCUUCUUCUGUUCUCAUUGUGGAUGCCAUUUUCUGCUUCAAUUGUACCAGCACAGAAGGUUAUAACUGCAGCACAGCUCAGCAGAAAUGUCCACUUACGGUCAACAGCUGUAUCACCAUUGCCCGGGAUGAGGACACAGGGACACAAGACAUAGAAAACCCAGUUUACGAGAAGAAGUGCAACUCUGACGACCGACUGUGCAACCAAUUUUAUGGGUUGAUGGCAGGGGAUUUUCGCAUGCGGUGGAAUUCCAGCUGCUGCCGUGCCGACCGCUGCAACAUUGAGGAAAUAAUGGUUCAAAAAGCAUCUCAGAAUCGGAAUGGAGUCCAUUGCAAUUCAUGCUUUGCCCAUGGCACAGAUUUGUGUCCCAACAAGACUGAGGUGGCCUGCACAGGUCUCAUGACACACUGCAUCCACUUUGCCACCCGUGCCAAGAAAGAAGAAUUCAAGGACCAACAGGUUGCCUUCACAGGAUGUGCUACCAAGAAUUUCUGCGACAUGGGAGCGGUGGCAUUGUUUGUUGCUGGCCGCAACGUUGAAGUCACAACCAACAUGUGCAGUUUUGCAUCAGGAAUUGUUUCUUGGUACAACUUGGUCCAGUCCUUUCUAGUGGGGCUGUUCCUUCUUAAUAUUUGCUUCUGAGUUUCUGCCUGCCUGGUCAUCUUCUGUGAUCCUCCCUACUUCUUCUACGCUGUUGGUCUGCUUUCAGCUUCCCUCUCAGACACUUUGCUGUACCUUUGAUUUUCCAAAGAACUGAGAAAGGCUGGCAAACUCUGGUACUAGUUUUCCAGUGGCUAAACACUCAACCUGAAACCUGAAGGAAGGAGUUUGGCAUGGGAUUGAUUUAUGCACCCAGUUCCUAGUUUCUUUGGUCCUGAUCAGUGGGGAAGAUGUGGACCCUGCCCUGUGAAGGGUCCACAAACUCAUUUCUUUCAGAAGAGCCAGAUUGGCAAAGUGUGAGUAGAGGACAUCAGGGUGAUUUUACUGGGUUUGAACAUGGUUGUCAACUUUCACUGUAUGUAAGUGUGAAAUAUAAAGGGAGGAGCACUUUGAGUGUUUUGAUACCUGCACCCUGGCCCCACUCAACAUUUUGCACUGCAGCCCUCAGCCAGCCACUCAAGAAAUUUUACCUUCCCCUUUAAUUGAUGAAGAAUUGGAAUUGGGCGAGGUUCAACUUUUUUACUUAACUGUGAAAAACAGAAGCUGUAUUUACUCACAACAUGGUCGUUCCAUUUUCUUUAUUUGCACAACUGCAAUAUUGUCUAACUAAAUGGAAUCAUGCAAUAUGGUAGGCCACUAAAUCACAAUUAUCCAAUGUUGAAACUAUUCAAACCUAGUUGUUACUGCAGGUGACAUGGUUAAAUCUACAUGAAGACAUCCAGUGGAUCUCCUCCUCCUCCUCCUCCUCCUCCUCCUCCUCCUCCUCCUCCUCCUCCUCCUCCUCCUCCUCCUCCUCUUUUCUUUUUCCAUUUUUCCUCCCUUGUGAUUCAUCAUAUUUUGCUUAUAGACCAGAUAUCUAGUGUGUCUCACUAGAUCAGUGUUUCUCAACCUCUGCAACUUUAAGAGAGUCUCUUAAUACAACUUUAAGUGUUGUUAAAAAGCAACUUCAAAUGUUUUUCAACCUCAGCAUUACAGCUGGGGGGUUCUGGGACUUGAAGUCCACAUUUUGUAAAGUUGUGGAGGUGGAGAAAUCUUGCACUAGAUGGUAGCCCCUGUCUAUUUUUGGGUGAUGUUGGAACAGGGCUAGCUGUGGGAAACUAUUGGGGAAUUCCAGAGAUGAUGUCUACACUAGAACCUAACCAUAUUUAAAUACUAAUUACCAGUGCUUUUUUGUAAAAACAAAAGAUGCCUAUGGUACAAGGUUCCAUCCAAAAAAGGUGCUGGAACUCUGUUCUGGGCGUUCUAUGACAAACAAAGUCCUGCUAAUUACACAUAUGGGAAUGCUGAUUUAAGUUUGUAACUGACCUGAUUAAGCUUGUUGUGUGAAUGCAACCAUUGGACAUUUCAAA